AAGUACUGAUGCAUCAGAUGUCACAGUGGGAUAUUUAUACCGCGUAUGUACAACAUCAGCAACACAGCUGUGGAAAUGGCGACGUUCCCUUCUUUCAGGAAACUAUCUGCAGUUCUACUAGGAUUAACAAUUGGAUUAACUUUGGUGACCAUUUUUGUUGUGACCUUUACAACAGAUCAACAUGGCGUUCGUUUCGUCUCCUCUAUUGUGAACACUGUCAAUUCACGAGCUGUACAUCCACGAGAGGUACAAAAUCUAUCGAAUGACCUACACGAAGACGUUCAGAAGUCAUUGGGGCAAUACCUGUCUGGAAAUGUCAAAUUUGAGGACCUGCAUCUUCAUAAAGAUGAUGAUGCCAUAUCCAAGGCUCUGUAUCAAAAGGAGCGUGUACUCUGCUGGAUUAUGACGUCCCCUAAGAAUCUCGAUGUUAAAGCACGUGUAGUUCGCGACACAUGGAGCAGGCGCUGCAACAAAGUGCUCUUCAUGAGCUCUGUGACGGAUCCAAAGUUCCCUACAAUCGGAUUAAACGUGUCGGAAGGUCGGCAGCAUUUGACAGCCAAAACGAUGCAGGCUUUCCGUUACAUCUACGAAAACCACUUUGAUGAUGCUGAUUGGUUCAUGAAGGCUGACGAUGACACAUAUGUUAUUUUAGAAAACCUCCGGUACUUUCUGACGUCCGAAAACAAAUCCGAACCUGUAUUUUUUGGCCAUCUUUUUAAGGUGAUCGUUAAACAAGGGUACUACAGCGGCGGAGGGGGUUAUGUGCUGAGUAAGGAAGCGUUGAGGAGAUAUGGGGAGAAGGGUCGUGAUCCCAAAUUGUGCAGCCGUGAUGGUGGUUCAGAAGAUGUAGUAUUCGGCAAGUGCAUGGAGAACCUAGGGGUGAAGACAGUCAACUCUACAGACGCCAUGGGGGGGAGCAGGUUCCACUGUUUUAACCCCGAGGCACAUCUGUUUGGUGGCUUCCCGAUGUGGUAUUACAAAUACGAUGCAAAUGGUGCUAAGAAGGGCACAGAGAGCAUCUCCGACUACGCCAUAUCCUUCCACUACGUGUCCCCACAGAUGAUGCACGCUCUGGAGUUCUACAUCUAUCACUUACGACCGUAUGGCAUUGUGUCCGGAACCCAGAUGCUCAACAGACAAGUGGACGUGAAACCCGGAACUCAGGAGGUCAACAGACAAGUGGAUGUGAAACCCGGAACUCAGCAGGUAAACAGACAUGCGUAGUGGCACCCAGAACUCAGAAGGUCAAAAGACAAGUGGAUGUGAAACCCGGAACUCAGGAGGUCCACGUUACGUGACUGGUGUGAUUUGUUCGACAACAAAAUUCUUGAAACAAUAUUACAUUUGAUUAUAUAUGUAGCUGUGGUGAGGACACACUCUCCGAAAACAAUAGGGGAUUUUCGAAAAUAACAGAUGAUUACAAAAAUAC
This is a messenger RNA of Haliotis rufescens (red abalone), 1429 nucleotides long. Its product is annotated as glycoprotein-N-acetylgalactosamine 3-beta-galactosyltransferase 1-like. Lineage: Eukaryota; Metazoa; Mollusca; Gastropoda; Lepetellida; Haliotidae. The record is from RefSeq and is a predicted model, not a curated record. The transcript has 3 exons. The coding region runs from base 46 to 1224 and encodes 392 amino acids. Gene Ontology annotation, molecular function: N-acetylgalactosaminide beta-1,3-galactosyltransferase activity. Gene Ontology annotation, cellular component: membrane.